Molecule: messenger RNA, 2745 nt
Organism: Rhododendron vialii
Lineage: Eukaryota; Viridiplantae; Streptophyta; Magnoliopsida; Ericales; Ericaceae
Exons: 7
Coding region: 68-2101 (677 amino acids)
Source: RefSeq, a predicted model, not a curated record
AACUAUCUUCCCCUUCUCAUUCUCCUUCUCCUUCUGAAUCAAAUACGGUUUCUUUGAUAUCUUAAGAAUGGAAUUUGAGCAACCCAUUUUCGGUAGCCAAAGCGAGAAGGCUAACAAAAACCCAAGCCACAGCCAACAAUAUUGCGCUGGCAGUAGCAGCGGCAGCGGCAGCACAAGUUCUUCACCUAGGCUAAGCUUCUCACAAUUAUCAGCACCAGAUGAUCUGAUAACCGGCCGGGGAAUGGAGUCAUUCCGGACGACUUUCCAAAGGGGUGUGAUGCCGGGACGUACUGAUUCCGCGGAGAGCAAAAUGGACUGGUUACGGUCUCAAAUUAUCGGUGGCAACAUGGAAUUCGAGUCCCCGUUUGGGGAACGGAGGUUGACCUACGCGGAUCACACCGCCUCCGGCCGGUGCCUUCAUUACAUCGAGAACUAUAUCAUCGACAAUGUUCUACCUUCCUAUGGAAAUAGUCACACAAGUGACAGUUACGUGGGGAACAAAACAACCAAAACGGUGCACGAAGCCAACGAGUACGUGAAGCGAUGCCUAGGCGGUGGACACGACGACGCCCUCAUUUUCUGCGGCUCCGGCACCACCGCAGCCAUCAAGCGUCUCCAAGAAGUUAUGGGUGUUUCCAUUCCGUCAAUCAUGAGAGAGAGAGUGCUCAAGUGCCUAUCCAUUGCAGAGAGGUGGGUGGUUUUCGUGGGGCCGUACGAGCACCACUCCAACGUGCUCUCGUGGCGGCAAAGCCUGGCGGAGGUGGUGGAGAUUGGGUUGGAUCAGAAUGGGUUGGUAAAUGUGGAAGAUCUACGACUUCAACUCGGGUCGUAUAAGGGUACUAACAGGCCCAUGUUGGGGUCUUUCUCAGCUUGUAGUAAUGUGACGGGAACGUACACCGAUACUCGAUCCCUUGCCCGAUUACUUCACCAGUUUGGAGCAUUUGCAUGCUUUGAUUUUGCGGCAAGCGGUCCUUACGUGGAGAUAGAUAUGAGAUCAGGGGAGAUGGAUGGGUACGACGCAGUUUUCCUAAGCCCUCACAAGUUUCUGGGGGGACCAGGCUCACCAGGCAUCCUUCUAAUGAACAAUUCUCUCUAUCAGCUCAGGUCUUCUCCUCCAUCAACUUGUGGAGGUGGCACCGUCGAUUUUGUCAAUGGUUUCAAUGAAAAGGACACACUAUAUGUAGAAAACAUACAAGAAAGAGAAGACGCCGGAACUCCACCAAUCAUCCAGAAAAUCAGAGCAGCAUUGGCCUUCUGGGUGAAAGAAUACAUUGGGUAUCAAGUGAUAGAGAAACAAGAGCACGACUACAUACAAAAAGCAAUGGAAAGGCUACUACCAAACCAAAACAUACGGAUCUUGGGUAACACAAAGGCUGAUCGACAGCCAAUUAUGUCUUUCCUUAUUUACACCACGACGUAUUCUUCCUCAGCUGAGAUGAUGGGUUCUAGCAUCGGUGGGGGAGAGGUGAAAGGGCUUUAUAUGUGGAGUGAGACCGGGAACAAGAGAGAGAAGCCUCUCCAUGGCCCUUUUGUGGCAAAGCUACUCAAUGACUUAUUUGGAAUCCAAGCUAGGGGUGGUUGUGCUUGUGCUGGACCUUAUGGUCAUAGUUUGUUGAAUGUUGACGAGCCUCGAUCACUUGCCUUCAGAUCCGCCAUUAAGUUGGGUUACAAUGCAGUGAAGCCAGGAUGGACGAGAAUCAGCUUCCCCUACUACAUGGCCAUCGAAGAAUUCGAGUUCAUUUUAGCUGCACUGGAAUUCGUAGCUGUAUACGGCCAGAGGUUCCUGCCACUAUACCAUUUGAACUGGAAAACCGGAGCGUGGAGUUUCAAGAAAAAGGCGCUGAGAGAGACUCAACAAGCAAUCGAGCACAACACCAACUUCUAUGGCCUGCCAAUGGCCAGUGUGGUGCUGGCAUUAAACCUCGAGUAUCAUGAAGCGAAAGACUGCGGCAACAAAUGUGAUCUAGACUCUGGGGUGAUCGGAAAGUUCGCAUCGUAUCUGGAGACCGCAAAGCGGAUAGCGAACCUCCUUCCCAAAUUCCCGACUCAGCGUAAGGUUCCGGAGGACAUAGACCUUGACCUCCUUCCCUUUCGGGUCUAGCCAGUGUUCUAAAACUCGGAAAUACUCGGCGAGUACUCGGUACUCGGUGCCUAGCCGAGUAGAGUUAGGGCUACUCGGUGGAAUUACUCGGCAUUACUCGGCGAGUACCCGGCGAGUACCGAUUACUCGGUAAAACGAGAUUACUCGAAAGUGGGGAGAAAAUCGAAAAAAAACUGAAAAAUGGGGUAAAAUACAUAAUAUGUUAAAUUUGAAGGGUCGUUAGUGUAAUUUCAGUAUAGUUUUAUACUUACCCUAAUCGAGUGAACACACCAAUCAAGCUACUGCUGCUGUUCCUCUUCUUCUUUGAGAAGAAGAGAAGGAAUAAUUGACUACUAAUUUCGUACUUCGUUUCAUUUGGUUUGAAUGUUGAACUUUGUAAUUGACUAUUAAUUUCGUACCUGGUUUCAUUUGGUUUGAACGUUAAGCUUUGCAAUGGACUAGUAAUUUUGUACGUAGUUUCAUUUGGUUUGAACUACGAACAUUGAACUUCUCAUUAUGCAUUAUGAAUAUCAUUUGGGGAACAUUUAAAAAAAAUAUUCCAAGUAAUUUCUACUCGCCGAGUAAUCGCCGAGUACUCGGCCUACAAGGUACAAGGUGGCCGGCCGAGCGAGUACCGAGUACCGAGUUUUAGAACAUUGCAAGUG